Linum tenue is the source of this 2033-nucleotide messenger RNA. NCBI's taxonomy places the organism in Eukaryota, Viridiplantae, Streptophyta, Magnoliopsida, Malpighiales, Linaceae. The record is from the annotation of a GenBank genome assembly.
GGGUUUUUAAGAUUAGGAUGCCAAAGCUCACUCUCUUCACUUGUCUCAUUUUCUCUUCAGCCGCAGUGGCUAGGGUUUUCCACAUAUUAACUCUCUCACAAUAAUUUUCUCUCUCGUUUCUCCCCAUUUUCUCUCCCACCGAACACUCUCUUCAUUCGGCUAUGGCGUCCAGCAAUCAAUAGAGCGGUCUAUACUGUUCCAGAGGCUCUUUAAUUUGAUUGGUGAAGGGAGGGUUUCGCGAAGUAAUCGGAAGAACAGAAAUGGCGACCAUGAACCCCUUCGAUCUCCUCGGAGACGACGAUAACGACGAUCCUUCGUUGCUCAUCGCUAAGGCCGAGAAGGAGAAGCCUAAGGUUGCUGCCACUCCUGCUGCUGCUCAAGCUCCGCAAGGCAAGCUCGUUAAUAAGCCGCUUGCCCCUGCUCAAGCUGUGAGGGAAUCAAGAAAUGAAGGUGGGCGAGGAGGAGGAAGUCGUGGUGCUGGAACGCGCUCUGGCCGUGGAGGUCGAAGCGGUGGCGGUGGUUUCAACCGGGAGCCUAACAACUACGAUGCUGGUUUUGGGAACAGCAAGCCAUCUGAAGAUGGCGAGUCAGGGAGGACAUCUGAGAGGCGUAACUAUGGUGGUCCUCGUCCUGGUGGUAGCGGUGCUUUCCGUGGAGGCCGCCGAGGUGGCUACAGCAAUGGGGAAGCUGGUGAGGGUGAGCGCCCCAGAAGGCCUUAUGAGCGUCGCAGUGGAACUGGCCGUGGGAGCGAGAUGAAGCGUGAAGGGUCCGGUCGUCGAAACUGGGGGACUGCUUCAGAUGAUAUUGCACCUGGGACUGAGGAACCUGUGGUUGAGAAUGAGGCGAAUGCCACUGCUGAGAAGAAACCUGCAGAGGAAGAGGCUGCUGAUGCCAACAAGGACAGUCCUGCAAAUGAAACCGAGGAGAAAGAGCCUGAGGAGGAUAAGGAGAUGACUCUGGAGGAGUAUGAGAAGGUUCUUGAGGAGAAGAGAAAGGCUUUGCUUGCUCUGAAGACCGAGGAAAGGAAGGUUGAUGCUAAAGAAUUCGAGUCCAUGCAACAGCUGUCCUGCAAGAAGGAAAAUGUUGAAAUCUUUGCCAAGCUGGGUUCUGAGAAAGACAAGAAGAAAGAAACUGCUGCUGAAAGGGAAGAGAGGGUUAAGAAGUCUGUGAGCAUAAACGAGUUCCUGAAGCCAGCUGAAGGCGAUAACCCCUACAGAGGUGGUGGUCGUGGCAGGGGACGUGGGCGUGGUGAUCGUGGUGGUAGAACCGGCGGAGGAUAUGGAGGAGGCUACAACAGUCGCGACGUGUCAGCCCCAUCCAUUGAGGACCCAGGGCAGUUCCCGUCGCUGGGCGGCAAGUGAGGUUUUGCUGCAAGAAGAGAAGUCCGGUGUAGUCGAAGGGGGAUUGGUUUGUUAUCAUCAGGAGUCGCGCGCUCAAGAACAGAACGCAUAUUUUAAAUUCAACUCUUGUUUUAGUUUUAAUUUGGGUGUAAAUUUUAGAUAUGCCUGUCUUGGGUCUAUCUUCUGCCAGUGAUUCCUUUGCUGCAACUUUGGAUAAGCAUGAUACUCUUGUCGUCGCUUUUCUUUUUCAUUAUGUCCCCCCUUUUGUUAUAUUUUUGGUUAAAACAGGUAAGUUUAGGAGAGUCUUUGAGUCAUUUUGUCUUUUGGAACUUGGAUGGUUAGCAUUUAGAAUCAGUUUUGUUUUGUCAAUUUUAGGGAUUUGUAGUUGUACUACUUGCCAUUUUCGUUUUGGUCUCUUAGCUAUAUUUCCUUUCUGUGUUUCUCUUGAUAUUUUGUUGUGUUGAGCACUUCCAUCUCUUAUCCUUGAUUGAUUUGGGUCUCCUCAACUGCGCUUAGGUCUGCCCUAUAGAAGCAGGUUUCUCUGUUUGGGCCAUGGUCGAGUGGCUAGGUUCUUAACCUAGGUACAGACACCAAUGUGUCUCACCACUUGGUUCUUUUCCUUCGGGACGGCCUUUGUAGUAUGUGCUAUGGACCUUGGUGUGUUUUCCGUUAUCUCGAUGAGUUACAGUUUUA